This is a messenger RNA of Ceutorhynchus assimilis (cabbage seed weevil), 543 nucleotides long. NCBI's taxonomy places the organism in Eukaryota, Metazoa, Arthropoda, Insecta, Coleoptera, Curculionidae. The record is from the annotation of a GenBank genome assembly.
AUGAAAAUGUCUUUUUCUAGUGACCACGGUCCGUGGGAAGCAGGAAAUGGUGCAGAAUUUCCAUCAGGAUACCCAAACGAAAUAAAUGGUUACGGCGGUCUAUGGGAUCCCCAUCAUUUUCCUGGACAAAGUCCCGCUCUCGGAGGAUAUCCUGAUAUUUUAACUGCUUUCAAUUCUGAUUUGGUUUGGCCACGUCAACAAUGCGCAGGAGGUUUGGUAUCGAGCCGCUCGGGUCGUAGCGGCUCUUCAAGCGGACAUUCUUCGAAAAAACCACGUAGAAGAGUCGCUACGAUAGCACAACGUAGAGCCGCAAAUAUCAGAGAACGACGAAGAAUGUUCAAUCUCAAUGAAGCUUUCGACAAACUAAGAAGAAAGGUUCCUACUUUUGCAUACGAAAAACGCCUAUCUCGCAUCGAGACUCUUCGUCUAGCCAUUACCUAUAUCAGCUUUAUGGCAGAGUUACUACAUGGACAUCCGUUGGAUCACAAAGGCGGCGAUAUUUAUCCUCCAAGAGAAUACGUUCCUUAUGGACUGAUUAAUUAA